AUGGUCAGGAGGAACAGAGUGGGUGUUGAGACGCUGAGUGGGGGAACCGUCUCUUAUCUCUUCGUGAGCCCCCAAAGAAACUUCAGCAAGACAGCUCACUUGGUUCUCGUCUCCACGCAUGGAGUAGCAGCCAGAGCUUUCGGAGAAUACCUGUCCAAUACUAAUCCAGAGAACCACAACGGAGCAGAUCAUUUAUUGUCUGACACCUUCCCUGGCCAGGACUGCGACUCUCCAGACAUUAGCCGCUUGCAUAACAACAAUCUGCCAACACAGAGCCGCUGUUUGCCCAUAGCUAAAUCCAACAAGUCCAGCCAAUCCAAUCCCAGUGCUCAUCCACAGUGUCAGCCUCAAGUCAACACCCUCCAGGCUCAAGUACCGUCAGGCCCCUCCAAACGUCGUCUCUCUAUUGAGUGCAGCCUUUCUACCGAGGACCCACCAGGUGCCAGAGGCCCAGAGGGGAGCGUGGUGGUGGUGAAGCCAGCCAGGGUGUACACAAUCACUAGGGAAGGAGGGAUGACCCUAGGGGGCCGUGGGAGCGAGGAGAGCCUGCAACUGGAGGUCCUGAAGGGCUCCAGGGAGCAGGCCCUGUUCCAGGCCCCUACCUCUGCAAAUCACAACUCAUCCUGCACCAGCCAGCCGUCUGCCACAGCUGCCCCUGGAAUCCAUCACCAUAGUAGCCAUCACCGCAGCAACCAUCACCAUGCCCACCAGCAUCACAGUGGCACGCCGUCAUCAUCACAGCCGCUGCAGACCUCUGGCAGUGCCAACAACAUCCGGGACUUGGGGAUAAGGAGAGGGGGGUUGCGGGAAGACACCCCAGACUGUGUGGCCUGUAUUCGGGCCCCGUGUCAAAGCCAGCGCUCCCUCGACCUGGACACCUCGCCACGGGAGGAAGGGAAGCACCGCAAGAAACUGGAGAGGAUGUACAGUGAGGACAGAGCGUCUACUGAUGACAGGGAGGACAAUCCUAAUAGCUGGUUCCCCAAAGAGAAUAUGUUCAGCUUUCAGACAGCCACCACCACCAUGCAGGCAAUAUCGGCUUUCCGAGGCAUUGCUGAGAGAAAGAGGCGGAAAAGAGAGCAGGAGGCAGCUACCAUGAUGGAGAGAAAUUUCCGCAAACACCUUAGGAUGGUGGGCAGCCGCAGGAUGAAGGUCCAGACCUUUGCCGACCGCCGAGCCAAGAGUUUCAGCCGCUCGUGGAGUGACCCCACCCCUGUUAAACCCGACUCGCUGCAUGACUCCAGAGACAGUGGCGAAUUUCAGAGCUCCUCAGGGACACUAGAUGAAGGGCUGGAUGAGGAUGCCCACUGGGAGGAGGAGAGGGAGAUGGAGAGAGUGGCGUGUGAAGGAGAGGACUUCAGCCCACCUAAAAUCAUGCUGAUAUCCUCCAAGGUCCCAAAGGCUGAAUAUGUUCCCAACAUCAUUCGUAGGGAUGACCCUUCCAUCAUCCCUAUUCUUUAUUGCUGCCCAACCAGGCUACACCCCCCCUGCUACAAUACUGUCCGGGACACACUGAUGCCACAUGCUCUGGAAGAGAUGGAAGCCAAGCUGCGAGACCUACUGCAAAAGGGUGAUGGGAUUGUUCUGUCAGCUGACAUUUGGACCAGUAGAAGAGGGCACAGCUUCCUUGGCAUCGUGGCCAGUUUCAUUGAUGAGAUGUUCCGGGGACACAAGCUGUGA
Messenger RNA from Morone saxatilis (striped sea-bass), 1680 nucleotides. Its product is annotated as NMDA receptor synaptonuclear signaling and neuronal migration factor-like. The record is from RefSeq and is a predicted model, not a curated record. Bases 1 to 1680 code for a protein of 559 amino acids. Gene Ontology annotation, biological process: regulation of neuronal synaptic plasticity; positive regulation of neuron migration. Gene Ontology annotation, cellular component: cytoplasm; nucleus. Lineage: Eukaryota; Metazoa; Chordata; Actinopteri; Moronidae. The transcript is spliced from 12 exons.